UAUCACUCACUCCUCAUCACAAACACAAAGAAAUCACUUCCUAAACUCUCUCAUGGCUGCUAAACCUAGUUUUGUGGUUGCAUACGCUGUCAUGUUCAUGCUUAUGGUGGCUUCUCCCACAGUGAGAUCUCGACCUCUCAUGAAACCAACCGUUGGUGCACCUUCUCCUUCCACGAGCCUUGUGUACCGUCUCAGGCUUGAUGAAGAAACAGGUUACUGCUGGGACUCACUGAUGCAGCUCCAACACUGCUCUGGAGAGCUGAUCUUGUUCUUCCUCAACGGUGAGACUUACAUCGGUCCUGGGUGUUGCAGUGCUAUAAGAACCGUUGGACGCAAGUGUUGGACUACUAUGAUUGGUGUUCUUGGUUUCACUCCUCAAGAAGGUGAUGUUCUCCAAGGUUACUGUGAUGACGACCAAGACUCUGACAAGAUUGGUGAUGAACAUGCUCUUGCCUCCUCAACGCUGCCUUUGUCCCAUAAGUUCAAGCCUAGUACUGUUGUUAGAUCUUCUAACCCUUGAAUCCAGAGCUUAUGUUUAUCUUAUUAUAACAGAAACUUUAUAUUAUGUAAUAAGAGAGUGCUGUUGAGAGAGAAAUAGCUUCUCUGUUAUUACUCAAGAAUAAAAGAUUGUUACUCA
Messenger RNA from Brassica rapa (field mustard), 637 nucleotides. RefSeq names its product egg cell-secreted protein 1.1. Gene Ontology annotation, biological process: double fertilization forming a zygote and endosperm. The record is from RefSeq and is a predicted model, not a curated record. NCBI's taxonomy places the organism in Eukaryota, Viridiplantae, Streptophyta, Magnoliopsida, Brassicales, Brassicaceae.